GGUCUGUGUUAGGUCUGUUCCCACUCAUUAGGGUUUACCAGGUUAGGAGUGAAUUGCCGCCCUGUGCCCCUUUAUCAACACGUUUAACUGACGUUGUAUGAACGCGCUUGAGUUGACACCAACCACAGGCACGCUAAUACGUUAAGCUUUGAGGAAAAAUGCUCUGGGUGGACAAGUAUCGACCGAAAACUUUCGACCAAUUCGUAAUCCAUAAAGAGAUAGCAGAAAAUUUGAAGAAGUUGAUUGCCACCGGGGACUUCCCGCACACGCUCUUCUAUGGGCCCCCGGGUGCCGGCAAGAAGACGCUGGUCAUGGCGCUCCUGCGGGCGGUGUACGGGCCCGGCGUCGAAAAGAUCCGAGUGGAGACCAAGCCCUGGCAGAUCGAGCUCCCCAGCCGCAAGCUGGAGGUGGAGCUGACCACCCUCUCCUCCGCCCACCACCUGGAGCUCAACCCCAGCGAUGUGGGCGGCAACGACCGCUACGUGGUGCAGGAGAUCAUCAAGGACAUGGCGCGCAGCAGGCCGCUGGGGGCGGACGGGAGCAAGGGGUUCAAGGUCCUUGUCCUCAACGAGGUGGACCGGCUGAGCAAGGAGGCGCAGCAGGGCCUGCGCCGCACCAUGGAGAAGUACUCCUCCGCAUGCCGCCUGGUCAUGGUGUGCAGCAACGUGAGCCGCGUGAUGGAGCCGCUGCGCUCGCGCUGCCUGUGCGUGCGCGUGGCGGCGCCCAGCGAGGGGCAGGUGAUGGAGGUGUUGGCGGGGGUGGCGAGGAAGGAGGCGCUGGUGCUGCCGCCGGCGUUUGCGGCGAGGGUGGUGGACUACUCGGCCAGGAACCUGAGGCGCGCGCUGCUGUGUCUGGAGGUGUGCCGGGUGCAGCGCUACCCCUUCGCCGAGGACCAGGAGCCGCAGCGGGCGGACUGGGAGCUGUACCUCGCCGAGGUGGCGGCAAACAUUCUGGACGAGCAGUCGCCCAAGCAGCUGUAUCUGGUCCGCGGCAAGCUGUACGAGCUGCUAGCCAACUGCAUCCCGCCGGAGCUCAUCCUGCGCACCCUCACACUGGAGCUGCUCAAAAAGAUGGACGACGAGAUCAAGCUUGAGACGGUGUCGCAUGCCGCGCUGUUCGAGCAGCGGUUGCAGGAGGGCGCCAAGGCCAUCUUCCACCUGGAGGCGUUCGUGGCCAAGACCAUGAGUGUGGUGAAGAACUACAUGGUGUCGUGCGGCAUGGCGUGAGGGGGGUGUCGUGCGGCAUGGCGUGAGGGGGG
Messenger RNA from Astrephomene gubernaculifera, 1258 nucleotides. The record is from the annotation of a GenBank genome assembly. NCBI's taxonomy places the organism in Eukaryota, Viridiplantae, Chlorophyta, Chlorophyceae, Chlamydomonadales, Astrephomenaceae.